Messenger RNA from Drosophila ananassae, 1064 nucleotides. RefSeq names its product glycine, alanine and asparagine-rich protein-like. The transcript is spliced from 2 exons. NCBI's taxonomy places the organism in Eukaryota, Metazoa, Arthropoda, Insecta, Diptera, Drosophilidae. The coding region runs from base 102 to 947 and encodes 281 amino acids. The record is from RefSeq and is a predicted model, not a curated record.
CAGCCUCCAAGAUGGAUUUGUAUAAAUAAUAAAGAUCGCUCCCAGCCAGAGACAGAAGCAGUUCAAACUUCAGAUCGAAAGAACCCAGUUAACAGCUCAAGAUGCGUGCCUUCAUCGUCCUGUGUUUAGUGGCAGUUGCCUGCGCCGAUAAGCUCGGCUAUAACUAUCAGCCUGUUGGCCACUCCAGCUCCGGGCUUUCCUUCAGUCCAGGCAGUGGUGCAUCUCUAGGAGGUGGCUCCCUUGGCGGAGGAUCCCUGGGAGGUGGCUCUCUGGGAGGUGGCUCUCUUGGAGGUGGCUCUCUUGGAGGUGGCUCUCUUGGAGGUGGAUCCUUGGGAGGUGGAUCUCUGGGUGGUGGCUCCCUGGAUGCUGGUCUUGGCAGCCUUGGAGGCAGCAUCGGAGGUGGUGAUGCCCUGAGCGCCCCCGUCUCCUACAGCGCCCCAGCCCCCACUGGUGAACUCGAAAAGGAAUUCUUCACCUUCAGCGCCAACGAGCAGGACUUCGAUGAGCCCCAAGAACUGGAACGCGUUGCCGGCUCCGUGAACAAGGGACUACGCGUCGUCUUCAUCAAGGGACCCGAGAACCGUGGCCUGGAGAACGCCGCUCUGGCUCUUGCCAAGCAGGCUGCCCAGCAGGAGACCGCCAUCUAUGUUCUCAACAAGCAGUCCGACAUCGGUGAUCUGGCCAACAAGCUGAACGCCAUCCGCAGCAACAACAACAACAAGCCCGAGGUUCACUUCGUCAAGUACCGCACCCCCGAGGAUGCUGCCAACGCCCAGCGUGCCAUCCAAUCGCAAUACGACCAGUUGGGAGGAUCCUCUCAGGCUCAUGAUGGAGGUGUUGCCGCCGCUCUGAACUUCGCCUCUGCUGGACCGGUCCAGAAGGUCAACGCUCAGAUCCCCGACAACGCCUACCUGCCCACCUCUGUCUUCCGCCGCCUCCGCUUCUAAGAAGGAUAAUGUUUUGGACUUAGCCUAAGAGAAACAGACUGGAGAGUUCUCUCUUCCUGUUACACGUUGUUGACUAAUGCAUAAUUACAAUAAUAAAUUUCAAACAUAUAAAACGAA